GGACUUGCCAGUGUCUUCCCCCCCUUCUUCUUCUUCUUGCACCUUCCACCUCACGUUCUCACGUUCAGUAGGUGAGAGGCUUCAUUCGCUCCGGGUGUGAACAUCACAAACAGCCAUCAUGUCUGACGGAAAGAAAAUGACAUCCAGCCGCAAGCAUCAUCUGAAGAGUUUGAUGCUUCAGAUCGCGGCCGGCUGGAUCGAGCAGGAGAAGAAAGAUCUGGUGGUGGCGAAGGAAGCUUACCUGGCUGAGAGCUGCCCCAAACCCGACCUGCACGGAGACCAGGCCGCCCUCAUGGAAAUCUGCAAGAAGAUCGGCCAAGCUCUCGACAAGAUCGAUGAGACGAGGUACGACUGUGAGUCCAAAGUGACGAAGAGCGACAAAGAGAUUGACGAUCUGAAGCUGAAGGUAGUAGAGUUGGCCGGAGUGAAGAAGCCGGCUCUGAAGAAGGUGCGCAUGUCAGCUGACGCCAUGCUGCAGGCUCUGCUGGGUGGGAAACAUAAGGUCACCAUGGAUCUGAGGUCCAACCUGAAGCAGGUCAAGAAGGAGGUCAAAGAGGAGUCGACAGAGCAAGUGGGCGACUGGCGUAAGAACAUUGAGGAUAAGGCUGACAGGAAGAAGAUGUUCGAGACUUCCUAAACGGCUGGUGGACCGUCGGCAUGGCGACAGCAGGGAAGACGUUUUGUGUCCGAGGUCUGAGUGACUGAAUGUGUCUCUAUAGGGACGAGAGCUUUUUUGUUGUCUUUUUGGUUGUUUUGUGAUACCGUCGCCGCUCCGUGAGACACUGAACUGAAAUCAAGUUAAAAUAAAAAAAACGUCAUCAUUGUACUCAGGGUAAAAAAAAAAAGAGAAAAAAGAACAAAGGAAGAAAAAAACAUCUGGCAGAGAAACAUGUACAGGUUUUCAUUAGAAAUAAAUCUUUUAAA
Messenger RNA from Scomber scombrus (Atlantic mackerel), 924 nucleotides. Its product is annotated as troponin I, fast skeletal muscle-like. NCBI's taxonomy places the organism in Eukaryota, Metazoa, Chordata, Actinopteri, Scombriformes, Scombridae. The record is from RefSeq and is a predicted model, not a curated record. The coding region runs from base 119 to 637 and encodes 172 amino acids. Gene Ontology annotation, cellular component: troponin complex. Gene Ontology annotation, biological process: muscle contraction. The transcript has 7 exons.